Arabidopsis arenosa is the source of this 2180-nucleotide messenger RNA. Lineage: Eukaryota; Viridiplantae; Streptophyta; Magnoliopsida; Brassicales; Brassicaceae. The record is from the annotation of a GenBank genome assembly.
GUCUUCUUCGGUUUUUACAGUGACCGCAACUCUGCAGGUGUGGCAGUUCUUUUUACAGAUCGCCGGAGGUUAGAUCUGGGAAUGGCUUACAUGUGCACUGAUAGUGGCAAUCUAAUGGCUAUUGCUCAACAAGUCAUCAAACAGAAGCAGCAACAAGAACAACAACAGCAACAACAUCAUCAUCAUCAUCAUCAAGACCAUCAGCUUUUUGGUAUCAACCCUUUGUCUCUUAACCCAUGGCCCAACACCUCCCUCGGUUUUGGCCUUUCCGGUUCCGCUUUUCCCGACCCCUUUCAAGUUACCGGCGGCGGAGAUUCCAACGAUCCUGCCUUUCCUUUUCCUAACUUAGACCACCACCACGCCACAUCCACCGGCGGUGGGUUUAGGCUAUCUGAUUUCGGCGGUGGAACCGGCGGUGGUGAGUUUGAGUCCGACGAGUGGAUGGAGACUCUUAUUAGCGGUGGAGACUCCGUUGCAGACGCUCCUGACUGUGACACGUGGCAUAAUAAUCCCGAUUACGUAAUCUACGGUCCUGAUCCAUUCGACACUUACCCGAGUCGACUCAGUGUCCAACCGUCAGAUCUAAACCGAGUCAUCGACACGUCGAGUCCACUUCCUCAUCCUCCGCCGACCUUGUGGCCUCCUUCUUCCCCAUUAUCGAUUCCUCCGCUUCCUCAUGACUCACCAACCAAAGAAGACCCGGAGACUAACGACUCCGAAGACGAUGACUUUGACCUAGAACCACCUCUCCUCAAAGCUAUCUACGACUGUGCACGGAUCUCAGACUCUGACCCUAACGAAGCUUCAAAGACACUUGUUCAGAUCCGAGAAUCUGUAUCGGAGCUAGGUGAUCCGACGGAGCGAGUUGGAUUUUACUUCACGGAAGCUCUCUCCAACAGAUUAUCUCCUGAUUCGCUGGCGACGUCGUCGUCUUCGUCUACGGAGGAUUUAAUCUUAUCUUAUAAAACCCUAAACGACGCAUGUCCUUACUCCAAAUUCGCACAUUUGACGGCGAAUCAAGCGAUUCUAGAAGCAACGGAGAAUUCAAACAAGAUUCACAUCGUCGAUUUUGGAAUCGUUCAAGGUAUUCAAUGGCCUGCUCUUCUUCAAGCUCUAGCUACUCGUUCUUCUGGUAAACCCACUCAAAUCCGGGUCUCGGGUAUACCCGCUCCAUCUCUCGGUGAAUCUCCGGAACCGUCGUUAAUCGCCACCGGAAACCGCCUCCGUGAUUUCGCCAAGGUUCUGGAUCUGAAUUUCGAUUUCAUACCAAUUCUCACUCCCAUACAUUUACUAAACGGGUCAAGUUUCCGGGUCGACCCGGAUGAAGUACUAGCCGUGAAUUUCAUGCUUCAGCUCUACAAAUUACUCGACGAGACGCCGACCAUCGUUGACACAGCACUACGGCUCGCCAAAUCGUUAAACCCGAGCGUCGUCACUCUCGGAGAAUACGAAGUGAGCUUAAACCGGGUCGGUUUCGCUAACCGGGUGAAAAACGCUCUUCAAUUCUAUUCCGCGGUUUUCGAAUCUCUUGAAGCGAACUUGGGGCGUGAUUCGGAGGAGAGAGUGAGAGUUGAGCGAGAAUUGUUCGGCCGGAGAAUCUCGGGUUUGAUUGGACCGGAGAAAACCGGAAUCCAUAGAGAAAGAAUGGAAGAGAAAGAGCAAUGGCGGGUAUUAAUGGAGAAUGCCGGUUUUGAAUCGGUUAAGCUGAGUAAUUACGCAGUGAGCCAAGCCAAGAUUCUUUUGUGGAAUUACAAUUACAGCAAUUUGUAUUCAAUUGUUGAAUCUAAGCCUGGCUUCAUCUCUUUGGCCUGGAACGAUUUACCUCUCCUCACUCUUUCUUCUUGGCGAUAACCGAACCGAUUCGGUAUUCUUAGUUUUGUUUUGUUUCCAAUGUUAUUUUUGGUUUGACAAAUAUUUAAUUGUUAAUAUACUCCAUGGUUUGCUCAUAGUGGUAGGUUUUGAAUUCUCUGAACCUUAUAUGUUUUUUGGUAACAUCUUUGGAUUUGUUAAAAAGGUUUAAACACUGCUCUUAGUCUUGUUGUUUUUCUCUUUAGAUAAUUUAAACUGGUUUGCGUUUUUUCUUUGUUGGAUAAGUGACCGGUUCUGGUCAUUUGUUUAAAGAUGUAAUUACUAUUUCAUAAGAUUAGGAAGGUGAAAGCCAAUAAUAUUUGUAACUACUC